This is a messenger RNA of Oikopleura dioica, 1671 nucleotides long. NCBI's taxonomy places the organism in Eukaryota, Metazoa, Chordata, Appendicularia, Copelata, Oikopleuridae. The record is from the annotation of a GenBank genome assembly.
AUGCCAGAGGAGGACAAUUUUGAGGAUGCGCUCGAUCAUGUUAAUGCUGAAAACACGAUUGAAAAAGGGAUCAAAAUUGCCGAUCUUUCACAACAUCUUUUCUUCAACAACAAAUUCCAAGAAGCCCAAGAUCUCGUCCAACCAGUCCAAAAUGAAACAUUCUACCAUCACCAUGCCAUGACAGCAUUACGGCUCCUCAACGCUGUGAUGACUUUUGAUCAGGGGGAUUUCAAGAUCGCUCUAGAAUCGGGAGAAAGUACGGUGAAAAUGUGCGAUAGUUUUCUUAACGAGGGGUUUAUGAAUUCGCUGUCAGAGGCUUUCGACUCGAAUAAGUACAAAAAUUGGUCGGAUGAAAAAUGCCAUGCUCUUCUAGUGCGGGCAGAAGCGAUUCUCUUCAAAACUGCAGCUCUAGUGCUGUCCAGCGGAACGGAUAUUCUAGCGAUUGCAAAUGGCUGCCUAGCUGUUAGGGAAAGCUAUAAAAUCUUCGAAAAAUGCAUGAAAAUCGUGGAGAAAAAGACGUGGUCUUCCGAAUUUUUGAAGAACGAGUUCGAAUUUGGCGCCAAAUGCGGCUUAGGUGUUUAUCAGCUGUAUCUAUCCGUCUUGCCUCCAAAAAUCCUCAAAAUUCUCGAAUGGGUCGGAUUUCGAGGCGAUCGCGACGCCGGAUUAGCCCUUCUUUACGAAUGUGCAAACGCCAACUGCUGCAGAAGCAUCUUUUCAAAGUGGUUUCCGAUGUUCUACUUCUACAUUGUCCAGUAUUUCUUCGGCACAGUUGGCGAGAUCAAAGGAUUGAGCUGCGAAACGACAGACGAACAUCUUCAACAACUUGGAAAUCUGUUCAAAGGAGGAGCAAUCGUUGAAAUCAACAAGGCGCAGAGAAAAAUCAUCGAUGGUGAUUUAAAAACUGCAAUUACUCAUCUUAAUCCAGGUCAACAUAGCUUCCAAAAUUUCGACCAUUUUCUGUACUGGAAUCUGUAUUGGUGCAAUGGAAUGCUUCAGAAUUUCGAAGAAGCGCAAAAAUAUUCCGCUAAAUUGCUGAAGGAGUCGAAAUGGAGCCCCGCUAUUUAUUCUUAUAUGCAUGGACUUGCCUUGCUCGAACUGGGCCGAACCGAUGAAGCUUUAGAAAUCUUCUCAAAAAUCGAGUCGCUUCGUCAAAAAGUGGCUGGAAAAAGCAUUCCCGAUGAGAAAUACGUUUCUCGAAAAGCGACUGCAUUUGUCGAUGGCAAAUCAAAACUCGCUUUUGGCUUUCUGGAGCUUGCGUAUUUCUUCAACUACACAAAGACAGGCAAUUUCAAUCCAGAAAUCGUGCGAAUUUGGAGAAGCACUUGUGAAAAAAGGGCAGCGACGCUGGAGAAAGAGUCGGAAGAGCAGGCGAUUUACUCAUUUUUCAAGGGACUCUUCCUGAUACAGUCGGGGAAACCAGCAGAUGCCUCGACGGAGCUGAAAAUCCUCCUGAAAACUCACAAAAAGCUAAAAAUUGAAAAAUACAUCCUCCCUUGCGCCACUGUGGAGCUUGGAAAUGCUCUUAGACUUCAAGGAUACAAUUCAGAAGCGGCGAAAUGCUUCGACCAAGCGAAGGACAAGUUCACCGGGUAUUAUUUGGAGAGCCGGCUUCACUUCCGCUGUCAUAAUUAUAAAUCUAUUCUGCAGAAUGCAACUGAAACAACCAUGUAA